Messenger RNA from Cyclopterus lumpus (lumpfish), 6467 nucleotides. Its product is annotated as probable G-protein coupled receptor 21. The transcript is spliced from 2 exons. Gene Ontology annotation, molecular function: G protein-coupled receptor activity. Gene Ontology annotation, cellular component: membrane. The coding region runs from base 773 to 1999 and encodes 408 amino acids. Gene Ontology annotation, biological process: G protein-coupled receptor signaling pathway. The record is from RefSeq and is a predicted model, not a curated record. NCBI's taxonomy places the organism in Eukaryota, Metazoa, Chordata, Actinopteri, Perciformes, Cyclopteridae.
GCAGAGAGAGUGAGAGAGAGACAGCGAGACGGCAAAGGAGGAUAAAUGAACACGGGGGGGUUUUCUCUCAGCAUCGUCUGCUUUGAUCUUACUGCGAAGGACCAGACAGAGACUGAGACAUGAGCAAGCGGACAUUGGAGUGGUGAAAAGAGGCAAGAAGCAAGAGGAAAAAGAAGAAGAAACAGAAGAGCGAAGUAGGAGGGCAGAAUAAAAAGGAGAUAUUACACUUAAUGUCUCCUUCCCGCAAUUCAUGUAUACAGCACAUUACACAGUAAUGUCUUUUUGCUGGAAGCUGUGACUCUGUGGACUAUAGACAGAUAAAAGAGAGCUUCAAUCUGUGCUUUCUGCAGCAGAUGUUGAAGACAUCUUUUGACUUUAUAGGGAGCGGAGGCAUUUCAAGCAUAGAUUGGACUGGAAUUCCUUUAAACAAAGUCACAUUUCAUUCUUCUUUUCUUUUUUUUGUUGUGCCAUCAGCUGGGAAGUUUGCUUAACUGGAAAGACGAGAAGGAAUACACACGUUUGUUUUUGUGUGCUGCCUGCACCGACGAUAAACCCUGGGGGCUUCUCCCCUUUCUCCCCUGUCCUUUCCAUCCCUCCUGCAUUUGAAAUGGCAGAUGGCAGCAGGCUCAUCAUGGAACCGCAGCAUGGAGCUUUUUGUUUGGACUAAAACCAUACAGCUACUUUCAGAACCAACCAGUUACCUGUCAGAAUAGUGGGUUCUUUGGAUCAUCGGAUCCUUGAAGGGCCCCUGAGACACGUAUUCCUGCCCAAGAUGAUGAAUUCCUCCCUGGAUGCACUAAACCAGAGCUUUCCUGAUCCAUCCAACAUAUCUGCUCCCUUCUGCUUACUUGCGAUAGGAUAUUCCCAAAUGUUCACCACCUGCCUCCUUGAAGUCUCUAUCAUUUGUCUUCUCACUGUUCUCAUUAUUUCUGGUAACCUGGUGGUGAUUUUUGUGUUUCACUGUGCCCCCUUGCUUAGCCAGCACACCACCAGUGCUUUCAUUCAGACUAUGGCGUACGCUGAUCUGCUGGUGGGGGUCAGCUGCCUGUUCCCCUCCCUGUCCCUCCUCCAUCACCUUCAGGGUCUCGACCCGAAAAUCUCCUGCCAGGUGUUCGGGUACAUGGUGUCUGUUUUGAAAUCAGUUUCAAUGGUGUCGUUGGCGUGUGUGAGUGUAGACCGCUACAUUGCCAUCACACGACCCCUGACUUAUGCAUCCUUGGUGACACCUUGUCGAGUGCGAUGCUGCAUCGUUCUAAUAUGGUUGUACUCUGCUCUGGUGUUUCUCCCAUCGUUUCUUGGGUGGGGGAAACCUGGUUACCACGGGGAUGUGGUGGAGUGGUGCGCGGUUGAGUGGAGGACUCGUCCGGCGUUCACCACCUUUAUAGUUGCGCUGCUCUACGCCCCAGCCGCCCUCACAGUUUGCUUCACCUACGUCCACAUCUUCAAGAUCUGCAGACAGCACACCCGGGAGAUCAGCGAGCGCCACGCACGUUACCGGCCCCAACAAUUGCAGGGCCCGGGAUUGACUGUGGGAACUGCAGUCUACAGCAGUGCAGUAGAACAAGGGCAGUUGUCCCAACCACACAAAUCCCAACCACAGUAUCAGCAGCCCACAUCAACAUACCCAGACAAGCGUUACGCUAUGGUACUGUUCCGCAUUACGAGCGUGUUUUAUAUCCUCUGGUUGCCCUACAUCCUCUACUUUCUGUUGGAGAGUGGUGGGAUCUACCACCACCCUGCAGCGUCAUUCCUAACUACAUGGCUUGCCAUCAGCAACAGCUUCUGUAACUGUCUCAUCUACAGCCUCUCCAACUCUGCCUUCAGGAAGGGUCUCAAACGCCUCUGCUCCUUCUGUUUACAGCGCAGAGCCAGUGGCAGUGGCUUUGGGGUCCGGAGCACCAAAAAGGCUUUUGUUGGCUCUGUUGAAAAAGGAUGUGGAGGACCGGGGUAUGGAUUCAGUCAUGGGGAAAUAGGAAUUGGCACAACAUGUCAUGUGUAGAGCACACAAAGAGGAAACCCUUCUGCCAAAUAAGCAUUUGAACUUGUUAAAGAUGCCAGACGUGAUUGCUGUAAAAUGUGUCCUCUUUCAAGCUUAAAUGAGCUGUAAAGAGGUCGAAGGAGGCGAUGAUCUGCCACCUCUGUUUAUGUCGCAUUUGGAGGUUACACAGGCGUCAUCUCGGCACACAGCUGGCAAAGACAGAGAAAAGGAGUCAAGAGAAAAGCACUGAAUGAGAAAAGGCAUAAAUAGCCUUGCAAGGCGUUUUGAAAUGGUCAAGAAAACCCAGCAUACUUACAUGUUGAAAAGGAGAAGAAAAUCUCCGGAGGAAUGACCUCUUUUGAGGUUGAACAUUUGCAUCUUUACGUUUUCAUUAGCGGGAUGUGAAUCCUUAACUUAUUUUGCCAAAACGACAACACGUUACAAGGAAAGUGUUCCGAAAAGCUGAACGUUAAACAAUGUGACCUUUGAUUUGAUAAUCAGGGCAGUUUCAAACGGAACAACAGUUGUUUUAGUCAUGUGGUGCUGAGGUGAACUGCCAAAAGCAAGUUCUUUAAAUAUCUUUUUUCUUGCUCUUACCCUCUCAGUAUCUGAAUACUUAAGUGUGUUUGUGUGUUUGUGUGUUGUGUAUUUGUUGUGCCUCUUGUUGUUGACUGAUGGAUUGAGUUUAGUCAAUUAAAAAUGAAUGGAAAGAAGAAAUGAUGGAGGUCUAGACCCACUACAUUUAAUGUUCUAGUUUGUUUGCAUUGACUAAACUGAUUACGCUUUGUCAACAUCAAGACAUCUAUUCAUCAACUUUUGCAUUCAGAUUGUAUUAUUAUUAUUAUUAUUAUUAUUAUUAUUAUUUUCUGAUUGAUGGUGUGUAUUUAAGUGCUGAUUAGUAUAUAUAAUAUGAGAUGCUGCUCAUCUUGGUUGUACGCCUGUUAACUUAACAAAAAGCACAUUUUCAAAUCUCUGUUUUGUUAUAUAAACUAAAUGUAUUUCACAACUUUCCACGGUAAAGCAAGACCAUCAUUAUUUUAGUUUUUUUUAAUUUUUUUUUUUUAAGGCUUUGAUCAAAGAAAAACGUUAAGCUCUUUAAAAUAAUGACCCGUGAACUGUGAUCCUGACCCGUUGUCUUUGGGAUUGGCUGAGAGGAAUAGUCUAACGAGCAGUCUUAAAAUAGCAAUUGUGGAGAUUUCAUAAUUACAUAUUCUUGCGAAUAAUUACCGGGUUACAAACCUAGGUGUAUUUUAUGUAUUCUUUAUUUGGAACCUCAUUAUCUUCCACAAACAGGUCGCUUGUCUUCCACAAAAAAAUCAUUAACAAUAAAAACAAUUUUAAAUCAAACUGUCACUAAAACAAGAAAUGACUAAACAAGCCACAUGUCAGGAUAGAAGUGAAACAGCUCUGCUUAUUAAACAAUAAACAAUGGUGGCUUACAAUGGAAACAAAAUGGUCACUAAUAAUACUAAAACGAAAAGGAUUAUAAUCAAAAAGACUCUAAAACAAACCAAAAUAACAUCUACAUGAGUCAUCCUUUUUUGUUUUAGUGACUUUUUGAAAGACAAUCUACUUUUGGUCUGUCUGAUGUGGUGGGGAGCAUAUUCCAAGCAAAAUAAGUUCCAGAACAUUUUGAAUAAACAACAACGGACUAGAUUUUAAUUUAGCUUCCACAGUUAGCCAUGAUAAUCGUUUAUGCGAACCACACAUUAGCACAGAAAGAACAAUGAAAAAAACAAUCUGGCUGCUCUGUUUAGUUUGAUGUUCUGUUUAGAUAUUUCUCCGCUGCACUUAACCAAAUGACUGGGCAGUACUCCAGGUGUAUUGUGCUGUGCCUGCAUUAUUGUGCCUGCAUUCGGGGGCUUGUGUGUGUGUGUGUGUCUGUCUGUGUGUGUGUGUGUGUAUAACACAGGUGGAUCAAAUGUAAACAGAGCAGACAAAUAGCCCCUCUGGUUAAACUCUAACCUCUACAGCAGCAAGAAGAAGACUAACCCCUGAGGUUCAGUCGCUGAGUGUGCAUGUGAGCAUCUUUGUGCAAGCAUGUGUUGUCCACUUGUCCUCAUUUUGUGGGUUCUUGUCACUCCUAACUUGAUAUUUAAUUAAUAAUUAAUUCAUCAAGAAUAAUAAUAAGAAGAAAUGAAUCCAAGUGUACAUACAUUGUCCCUCAGCUGCAAAAGUGUGAACCAUUAUCACUAUUUUGAACAAAGGACCCUCAUGUCACAGUUUAUUUAGGGAAAGAUAAUCUAAUUUAAUGUAUGUUAUUCUAAUCUACCAAAGAAAGUUAUUGGAUUAUGGAUUAUGAUUUUUUUUUAAAGAAACGAUCUAAUAUAAGAUGAUUGAUUUUAGCAAAAUGCAAAUGGUCUUCACACAAAGCUGGUGUAGGUGUAUUGGCACAGUGAUGCCUUGUCUGCGUGAAUAUGACUGUUUCUCAGUAUAUAGUGAUAUAUGUUUGCCUUGAUAUACAAAUGAAGAUGAAUUGUUGGGGAAAGUAUUUUCCUUACAUUUCAUAGACCCACGACUGUUUUUCGAGGGAACGGCACGGUCUGUACAUUAGCCUUGAUUCCACACUCAGUACAUGAUAACCUGAGCCCCAUUGGUUUGUAAUUAAGAAAUGUCACUGGUAAUUCAGCUACACUUUAAACAAUUCUUAAUUUCCAAUCAUAGUUCCUCUCUUCUGUAAAACACAUGACUCAACGCUGUUAUUUUUUGCCUUCUAACUUAUUUGUUUGUGUAUGCAUGAGUGUGUCUGUUAGGAUGUGGCCAUUCGCUGAAUGUGACUGUUUAUGGUGUUCUAGCUAGGUUGCUAACAGAUUUCCAUUGCUUUGUUAGCUGCACAUCACUUCCCUUGAGUAUACUGUAUUUCGUUAGUGUUUGCUAGUAGGGUGUACAAUGGUGGAAGAGUCACAUGUUGGCUUUAUACAUUGUGACUGUUGUCUGUGAAGCAUUACCAAGUAUUGCUCCUAUUUGUACCAUCUUUAUUUCAGAAAUGACGUUUACAGACAUGGCAUGUACAGAAAUGGCGUAUUGAAUGUCUGCUUGUUGCUACAUACAUUUUAUUUUUGUAGGAUUACUUAGUUUCUGUCCUGAAAAGUUGUGAACUCUAAUUAGAUUGCAAUGCAUGCUUACCUAUUGAAAUGAUUCUCUAUGAAGAUGCAUUAUAUUUUACUUGAUCAUUUUCUGCUGUCUCUACUAAUAGAUAACUUUUGAAUGUAACACUCUGUCGAGGUGCAGUGGCAUGUUGGGUAAGAUUAGAAAGAACAAGAGAAUAUGGACACGGCGGCCGGUUUAGAAAUCUAUCUGGAGGUUAAAUGCAGUCUCCUGCCAUGAGAGUGGAAAGUGAUGAGUGAGUUACUGCUUUCUACAAAGAACAUGUGUCUCUAAAAAUGUGUUACAAACUGGAAGGCUAUCUGCAGAUAGGGUUUUUCCGUUAUGAAAAUAUAUAAUUUGCAAUGGUUCCUAGGUUCCUUAGCUACUGGCAUUGUUGUGUUUCUAGAGUCUUUGUAUGAUGCUCAUGUCAUUUAAUUUACAAGUUAUUCAACAUUAGAAGGUGGCUGUUGCUUCCUCUUCCGGCAUCUUAUGCGUUUGGCAAACCGCUUUAGUUGCACCGCCUCUUUCAGAACUGGGGCUACCCAGAUGUGAGUCUGUCUUAGGAACAAGCAUAGUGUUUAUGUAGCAUACUGUAUAUGUGGAUCAAUGUAAAUAUUAAGUUCUUAGAAAGUGUAUCUGGAUUUUAUUCAGAUGCAAAACACGGGAUUGUGAUGUGUGUGUGAUCGAGGCCUUAUUUAAAAUAACCUAUCAAAUUUAUUUUGAAGCGAGCAUUUUAAUUUUGAACAUAUUGUUCUCUGUUCAGAAAAACCCCAAUACAAAAGUAUUUUUACGCCAACUGAAUAUUGGUUGGCUAUUGGCUCACUCUUGUGGUGCACUUUAACACACACAUACAUAGAACGGUAUUUUCUUAUCCGUCUUGGAUUUUCUUCUCUAUAUUUUUCGUAAGGCUCUAGAUAAAUCACACCAAAUCACUAAUGGCUGACUUAUGACCCAGCUGUUCUGAGGAACAGAUUGUUAUCUCAUUUAUACGAGGCUGACCACUGUUAUAGAAUUUUGGUGUAGAAAUAAGAGUUUAUCUCUGCAUGCGAUUCUGUCCACAAUGAAUGAUGGAAAUUGCUCAGUCAACAAUGGGGCGUCUGUAAGUGUCAGAGUGAGAAAAUGAAGCCACUGUAUACAUAUAUGUGUUACUGUAUAGAUCAUGACAAACUGUCAGAUUUCAUACGUCAGGGGUGUUGAAUUUGUGAUGAGGUUUUUGUAAGAUGUAUACUUUUAUAGUUGGAGAAUGUAUGGGUAUGUAAUGUAACGCAAAAGGCCAAACAUGUUUGAUAUUGCUGUCAUGAAAGUGCGUCUCUGAAUUCUUUUCACCUUUUAUUUCAUUACACGAUUCUUUGUAGGUGAAAAGCCUAUAUGGUAUUCAAACAUGUACAUGUUGUGUAUCUGU